UGAGGAGCGCCUGGAAAUGUCACAAGAGGAUCACAUGUUCAUGGAACACGUCUCCAAGUCCAUCAAAUUGGUAGAUGGGCAUUACAGGAUUGGAUUGCCAUUGAGGAAUGGAGACACUGAAUUCCAUAACAAUCACUCAGUUGCUGCACAAAGAGCCUUAAACUUGAAGAGAAAGUUCUCAAAGAAUAACAAAUUCUGUGAAGAAUACAAGACAUUUAUGGCCAACAUAUUGAACAAAGGGUUUGCUGUUCCAGUGUCACCUGAGGAACAGGCUAAGGCAAGCCAGAGCAAAAGAGUUUGGUAUAUACCACACCAUGGGGUGUACCACCCAAAAAAACUCAAACUGAGGGUAGUGUUUGAUUGUGGUGCUACUUACCGAGGUGCGAGUCUCAAUGCUGAGCUUCUCCAAGCAAUGUUCCAUCAGAUCAAAGUAUCGAUGGAAGAUGCUGACCUCUUCGGUUUCUAUGGUGGCCUGAUGGAAAUGUGGAAAAGGAACUGGAGGAGUACAAGAUGAUUGUGCACAUAUUUGGAGCAACAUCUUCACCAAGUUGCGCUAACUUUGUUCUUCAGCAGUGUGCAAGGGACAAUGUUGGCAAGUUUAAGACAGAAGCCAUCACAACAGUGCUCAGGAACUUUUACGUGGAUGAUUGCCUCAGAUCAGUUGAGUGUGAAGAAGAAGCUCUCACACUUGCUAAGGACCUCACAGCGUUAUGUGCUACAGGAGGCUUUAAGCUCAACAAGUGGGUCAGUAACAGCCGAGCCUUAAUACUCUCCAUACCAGAGGAGGAUCGAGCUAAGGAGGUCAAGGAUCUGGAUUUUGAGCAAGACUUUUUGCCUGUCGAAAGAGCACUAGGUGUACAAUGGUGCCUCGAGACAGACUCAUUCAGAUUCAAGAUCCAGCUCCCAGAAAAAACGCUCACUCGGCGUAGGAUUCUAUCAGUAGUCAGUUCCAUUUAUGAUCCGCUGGGAAUGGUGGCCCCUGUCAUCCUCCCUGCUAGACAAAUCUUGCAGCAGCUCUGCAGGUUGAAACCUGGAUGGGACGAUAACAUUCCUGAAAAUCUAGAACAAACAUGGUCAAAUUGGUUGAGAGACUUGGGCCUUCUAUCAGACUACAAGGUUAAAAGAUGUCUUAAACCUCAUGGUUUUGCACACCCAGUCUCCUCGCAACUUCAUCACUUUGCUGAUGCUAGCGAAAAUGGAUAUGGCACCGUUUCUUACCUGCGAAUGAUGAACCAGCACCAUCAAGUUCACUGUGCCUUCCUCAUGGGAAAAGCUAGAGUUGUUCCCCUGAAACCUGUGACCAUCCCCAGAAUGGAGCUCACAGCAGCCACUGUAGCUAGCUGUACGGAUGGAUCGCAUGAUGCAAGAAGAGAUUGAACUCCCUAUUGAACCAUCAGUCUUUUGGACUGACAGCACAUCGGUGCUUAAAUACAUAAAGAAUGAAACUUCCAGAUACCACACCUUUGUGGCCAACCGAGUGGCCACCAUAAGAGCUGCGUCACAAUUGGACCAAUGGAAGUAUACAAACAGCAGUCUGAAUGCUGCCGAUUGUGCCUCCAGAGGUAUGUCAGUCCAUACCUUCCUGAAAACUACAACUUGGAUAUCCGGCCCAGAAUUCCUGCGUCACAAUGAGUCUGACUGGCCCAAAGCUCCAGAUUUGACUGUCAUUGUCAAAGAUCCUGAGGUAAAGGUGCUUGCAGUAAGCAUUACUGCCAUUGAAGGAAAUGACGCCAUCGACAGGAUUAUCUUGCAGUAUUCCAAGUGGCACCAUCUCAAAAGGGCUGUGGCCUGGAUACUCACAUUAAGGCGGCACUAAGAAUGGCAGUCGCAAAGAAAAAGGGACUGCUUGGAACUAAAAAAGGAGGACAAACCUAAUACACAAUCUCUCUCUGUGGAAAACCUCCAGGAAGCUGAAGUGGCCAUCCUUCAGUUUUGUCAGCAAACAAGUUUUGCAGAGGAGAUGACUGCUUUAAGGAAAGGAAACGUGGUGAAAAGAAGUAGCCAUCUGCACCAGCUUGCACCAAUUCUUCAGGAUCAGUUGAUAAGAGUUGGUGGCAGGUUGAACAGGUCUGCUAUGCCGUGA
Scomber scombrus (Atlantic mackerel) is the source of this 2083-nucleotide messenger RNA. RefSeq lists its product as uncharacterized. The record is from RefSeq and is a predicted model, not a curated record. NCBI's taxonomy places the organism in Eukaryota, Metazoa, Chordata, Actinopteri, Scombriformes, Scombridae. The transcript is spliced from 2 exons. The coding region runs from base 511 to 1377 and encodes 288 amino acids.